Messenger RNA from Glycine soja, 2442 nucleotides. RefSeq lists its product as uncharacterized. Gene Ontology annotation, molecular function: protein binding. The transcript is spliced from 9 exons. Bases 83 to 2080 code for a protein of 665 amino acids. Lineage: Eukaryota; Viridiplantae; Streptophyta; Magnoliopsida; Fabales; Fabaceae. The record is from RefSeq and is a predicted model, not a curated record.
UUUUUGCUAAAAAUAAAAAAAAGGGGUGAGAGAAGGUGUUGGUUUGGUUUGGGGAGCGAGAGCGAGAAAAGAGGAGGAAACAAUGGGCGAGGUAUCUGAAAGUACCACGACGAAGAGGAAGAAGAAGGGACGCCCCUCUCUUUUGGAUCUUCAAAAGCGAUCUCUCAAAAAAGAACAGCAAAAUCACCACCAGCAGCGACAAAGCAACAACUCCAAUUCAGCCAAUUCCCACAACAACAAGAACAAGACCAACAAAAACGCUGUUCCCCACGACGACGACGAGGACGAACGCAAGGAGAAGAAACACAAGCUCCUGGUCGGUCUCAAUUCCCAUCUCCAGAACCCAACAUUAUUUCCCAAUUCCCAACCCUUCAAUUCCGAUCCCAACAAGAGGCGCAAGACUAUUGACCCUCUCCAAACGGAUUGGAAGGUUCCGAAAGCGACUGACAGUAAACAUGGUUCGCAGGGAGAGUCCGGUCCCACUACGCCUUUGCCAGACAAAAAGCUCUUGCUGUUUAUCCUUGACAGGCUUCAAAAAAAGGACACACAUGGGGUGUUCUCUGAGCCUGUGGAUCCAGAAGAGCUUCCUGAUUAUCAUGACAUCAUUAAACACCCGAUGGAUUUUGGAACUGUGAGGAAGAAAUUGGAUGAUGGGCUAUAUACCGACUUGGAACAUUUUGAGAUAGAUGUGUUCUUGAUAUGCUCUAAUGCAAUGCAAUAUAAUUCCUCAGAUACCAUUUACCAUCGACAGGCCCGAGCCAUGCAAGAGAUUGCAAGGAAGGACUUUGAGAAUCUGAGACAAGAUAGUGAUGAUGAUAGUGAACCACAGCCCAAAAUUGUGCAGAAAGGAAGGCCACCAGGCAAGCACUCAAGAAAGUCACUGGGACUUGGUAUGCCUCCUUCUGAGCGUGUUGGUCCUGAAUCUUCUUCUGAUGCAACUCUGGCUUCUGGUGCGGAUAUUGGUAGUGGCUCCAACGGUUAUAAUCUAAGAAAAGUACCCAGCAAAUUUCAGCCCACAGAUUCAUCUGCCAGGGCCUACAACAGCACUUUUAACAGUGGAGGGUAUACUGGCUGUUCUGAUUGGGAGAAUGAAUUUCCAGCUUCUGUUGUUAAAGCUGUGCUAAGAUAUGGAAAGAAGCAGUUUGCAGUUGAUGAGACCAGGCGUGAUACUUACAAAAAUCCAGUGACUUUAGGAAAUGAACGACCGAUGUUGUCCACAGUUGAAGAUGAAUUCAAGCAACUUCUUGCUGUAGGAGUACACAUGAAGCAUAGCUAUGCAAGAAGUCUAGCCCAUUUUGCUGCAAACCUUGGUCCUGUUGUUUGGAAGAUUGCUGCAAGUAAAAUCAGAGGUGUGUUGCCAGCUGGACAUGAAUUUGGUCCUGGAUGGGUAAGUGAAGACGACGGGUCAUCACAGAGGCAACACUUCCCAGUUCGUGAUGAGGGUAGAACUUCAGACCAUCCUGUACCAGAGGAUUAUAGAAGUAGAUUUUCUUCUCCAUCUGGAUCGUUUCCCCUUGCAAAUAGAUCAGGCUUGCAAAGUGGAGACAUGGCUAUAAAUAAUUACCAAAAUGACUUGAAUCCAGUAAUCAACAUACCUGGUGGGUCUGAAUCCAUAACUCCUAUGAGGAUUCAGCAGGAAUCCAUGGUGCACUCUGAUGAUUUUGGUUCACAUGAUCGGUUAGGUUCUAAUUUUCCAUCCCAAAUGAAGAUGGUAAGACUUGCUGAUCUAACUGGGUCUUCGAGUGCUGGGGUUGCUCCUCAAAUGUUUGACAUGGAUCCCCCCAUAAGCAACCACAUUGCACAUACAAAUGUUUGUCCUUCUCUUAAGGGUCAGUACUUAAGCAAAUCAAGUCAAUUAGAUUCCGGUAAUUUAUUGGCACGGGAACCUGGAUUUGAGCAACGAAGUUGGUCUCAAGGGCUUGCUGGAAAAUCAUCUUGGCAGGGAUCGGAAGUUCCCACUAAACAAAAUUCUUUUGCACUUGCUAAUGACAUAAAUGGAGAGAUUGGAACUACAAAUUCAUCUAAUUCCAACGUAGAGGCUGGUUCUCAGUUGCAGCCCAAUUUGGCAUUACAGCUCUGAUGAUAUAUUAAAUUUUUUGGAUUGAAUCCUAUCAUAUUGCUUACUAACAAUGAUAAUGUCAUGUUAUAGGAAAGAAAAGACACAAUUUAAUGGGCCGUUUUAUAUAUAUAUAUAUAUUUCAGAAGCGUUUAGAAGUAGAACCUUUUCUGAAUUUUUGUUUGUUGACUUCAUAAUAGAGGUUGGCCGUACCAGGAAGUAUACAGUUGAAUUGGUAUCGGUCAAGUCUUUAUGACAACGUGCGAUUGAGACGUUGAAUGUUCAAUAUUUCUCCCCAUUUACUAUAUUGUUUUGGGAAACAAUCCUGUUAUCGCAUCUUCAAUGUAUCAUAUAAUAAUUAAUAAUUAUUUAUAUCUAUAUAUCUA